AUGUUGUCAAUACUCACCCUCGGCUUGCUUGCGAGAGCAUGUCAGGCGACCGAUUUUUGGCCAUGGCAUGCUUUGAACAUCUCCUGGGAUAAUAAUCCAUUCCAGACUUUUGCGAUGCUUCCCUCUUUGACAAAGACUUCGCUGCUCAUUGCAGCAGAUGCUUUUGACUCAGGAAGCUGGCCGAUGUGGACAUCUUCAGCAGCACACGCGGAUUUUCUUUACAUGGACGGCACCUUGUUUGCCGGCAGUUCCUGGGACGAUACAGUUUCAUGGCCUCUAAAUUUGACGAACGACGUGCAAUGGAUCCAUGAGCGAGCUAUUGUGUGGGAUGUCAACAACAAUUCAAACUCGCUCAACAACCAAGCGACUACCUUGACACACAACCUUACUGUGAACUCUCCUGGCGGUCAGCUGUAUACUAUGAAUGUUGGCUACUUCUCUUUGUAUGGCGCUGGGACAAAUUUCACAUGGCUCAAUUCUACUGGUUUCAACAACACUCAAGAUCUUCAACUGGCUACUGCGAAACAGAACUCGAUUAUCUCGUCGCUUUCGUACGGACUGCAAAUUGGUUCUCCCAGUCUUGAUAUCGAGCCAAGUCUAGUCAUGGGCGGCUAUGACAGGUCUCGCUGCUUGACUGAGCCGAUCACUACCAAGGACACCACCUUUCAGCUGACUGACAUUUCUGUUGGUGCUAACGGUUCCGGCUGGCCCUUUACUACGCCAUACACAGCCAACAGUAAUGCUUCUGCGAACUCGCAAAGUGGAUUGCUGGGUGGAUCACUAGAAGUUCUGGCUAAUCCAGGUGUCCCAUAUUUACAUCUGCCACGAGCCACCUGCGAUGCGAUUGCAAAGUAUCUUCCCGUGACUUAUGACCAAAGUUUGGGACUCUAUCUCUGGAACACCCAGUCAGAUGCUCGCCAUUUCGAUGAGAUUACUCAAACAUUUGCAUAUUUGACCUUUACGUUCAGUGACGACUCAGAGAUCAAUGUGCCAUUUUCUCUUCUCAAUCUAGAGCUUGAUACGCCUCUCACUGCCUCCAAGACGCGAUACUUCCCUUGCAGACCCUUCACUCCUCACAAAAGUCAACCUUAUCAUCUUGGUCGCGCCUUUCUACAGGCAGCACUUCUGGUGCAAAACUGGGAGACAAACACAACUUGGUUGUCACAAGCACCAGGUCCAGACAUGACGAUUCCGUCAACACCCGUCAUUAUCGAAGAAACCGAUACCACGAUCGCUCAGAUGCCAUACGCUCCUGCCUGGCUUAGCACCUGGAACGGCACACUUAGAGAGUCCAACUGGACAAACGGGCAAGGAUCAAACUCCACGGGCCCUUACACAAAAUCAUGGUCAUCAGACUCUUCGCUUUCUGGCGGGACCAUUGCAGGAAUAGUCAUAGGUGCAGUGGCAGGUGUUGCCAUCAUCGUCGCUGCCAUGUUCUUCAUUAUCCGCCGUCGUCGUGCAAAGGCUGGAUAUGGUGAUGUUGCACUCAUCUCAUUUGACUCAGACAAGAGUGCUCAUCAUGAGGUACCAAAACACGAGCACAAAGAAGACGCUUUGUCUUCGCCCACAUAUGAAGCGGAUAGUGCGCAUGUCAAUGAAUUGGCAUCGAACGAGGCGGACAAGAUUGGCGAGUUGCCUUUGAGCAUGGCGAAAGUGGAGCGGGCUGAAGUUGAUGGUACUGGUAUUGCUGAGCUGCCUGGCCAUGAUGCACAAAGCAGAUAG
Molecule: messenger RNA, 1722 nt
Organism: Aureobasidium melanogenum CBS 110374
Lineage: Eukaryota; Fungi; Ascomycota; Dothideomycetes; Dothideales; Saccotheciaceae
Exons: 3
Coding region: 1-1722 (573 amino acids)
Source: RefSeq, a predicted model, not a curated record